AUGCGAUCUUCUAUCAUCAUUAUUCUAUUGGCUCUAAUCGUAGUUGUGAUAUCAGUACCAAUCAAAACAGAUAACAAGAAGGCUGAGAAACCCAGCAAACGUCCACCAGCACCUCCACCAUCACCACCAUCAUCACCAAAUGGCAGCUCCUCUCACCCACCACGUUCAACAGUAACUGGUACUCUGCCAGAUGAUAGCCACGAACGUGGUCCUCGAACGAAGGGUUCUACUUCAGUUGGUACUCCACCAAGCAGUACUUCAACACUAGCUGCUAUCGUCUAA
This is a messenger RNA of Rotaria socialis, 282 nucleotides long. NCBI's taxonomy places the organism in Eukaryota, Metazoa, Rotifera, Eurotatoria, Philodinida, Philodinidae. The record is from the annotation of a GenBank genome assembly.